AUGGAAGGAAACGUCUUCCCCGAUCAAGAACAGCUUCUCGGGUUCCUGAAAAAGCUCAAGGAGGUAUUCGACGUGUGUGAUGAGGAUGCUGAUGGUUACAUUCGGGUCGAACAUUUUGUGGAUUUGGGGCUCCAGUUCGGGCAGGGUGACAGAGAUGAGGUGAAGAAGUUGACUAAGUACCUGGAUCCCAACGCUCACGGCAGGAUCAACUUCAAAGACUUCUGCUAUGGCGUGUUCGCCAUCAAGGGAUGUGAGGAGAUUCUGAAGACAGCUCUGGGUCCUCGUAGUGUACCCAUUCAGACUGACAAUGGAUACAUCUACCAGAAUGGCGAGGCCCGACUGGGCCCUCCCAUCAUCAUGUGUACCCGUCCAUACCCAGACUGCAGUGUGGAGCAGGGGGAGUGUUGUGACAUGGACAGCACCAAUGAGAGCGGGGUGGGCUCUGACACCUCUGACGGGGGGCGGAGCAACGAGAAGGAGGAGGGGCUAGGCGGACUGUUCAACAAUUCUGGCCAGCUGAUUGGCUCGGCUUCUGCGUCCGUCUUCUCGGGGGAGGAGCAGUUUGAGGACUACGGAGAGGGGGAGGACGUGGACUACACUCCCAGCAGCCCUUGCCCCGACGAUGACGCGCGCACCAACGUCUUCUCAGACCUCGGCUCCUCUCUGCCCUCCAGUGCUGGUCAGACCCCUCUGAAGAUGUGUCACCUGUACAACAGUGAUGUGUUGGAUGUAUAUUGUUCUCAGUGCUAUAAGAAGGUUAACCUGCUCAACGACCUGGAGGCCAGGCUCAACAACCUCAGAGCCAACAGGUAA
Messenger RNA from Salvelinus namaycush (lake trout), 813 nucleotides. Its product is annotated as rab11 family-interacting protein 4A-like. Gene Ontology annotation, molecular function: calcium ion binding. Lineage: Eukaryota; Metazoa; Chordata; Actinopteri; Salmoniformes; Salmonidae. The transcript has 6 exons. The record is from RefSeq and is a predicted model, not a curated record. Bases 1 to 813 code for a protein of 270 amino acids. Gene Ontology annotation, cellular component: cleavage furrow; recycling endosome membrane; endocytic vesicle. Gene Ontology annotation, biological process: regulation of cytokinesis; endocytic recycling.